AUGGACAGAUUGAACGAUUUUGCAGAUGAAUGUUAUUUUGUAGUUGACAAAAUAAUAGAUUUGGAUGUCACUACAAGUUUGACAAUAAAGAGUGUUUCAGAAUAUAUUCAAGAGACAGCUAGAGCACUAGAUAAAUUGAAUGAUGAUUCUUUAAAUCUUAAACAACUGAAAGAAUUAAACGAAACAUAUGAGGCAAUUAUUGAAGAAUAUAAUAGUCAAUUAAAGGAAUUAGUUUUAAAGGCCGUAGAAACGAAAACGGGAUUGAAAAAGAUGGGAAACCUUCAGUUUGAAAUGUUUAAAAUUGUCACAAAAGAGAAAAAAUACCAGCAUCAGAAAGAUCGACAAGAAUAUCAUGAAGUAACUUUUCUAUCUGGUAUUUGGAAAUUUUUUCGUAGUGAUGUAAAGCGUAGAGAGUUCGAAGAAAAUCUUGAGAUUCUUGAAAAAUUUGAGGAAGAUAAAGAGAAGGCUGUUUACACGAUUAUUGAAAUCGAACAGAGUGUGGACAGAUAUCAAAAAAAACUGGAAAAACUAAGAAAUAAAGUUGGAAGAAUACUCUUUGCACGAAUUUCUACAAAAGAUCAUAUAGGAUUGCUUCUGAGUUUCUUUGGUAUUAAACGUUUUAAAAGUGUAGAGAAGGAAUGA
Messenger RNA from Diversispora eburnea, 642 nucleotides. NCBI's taxonomy places the organism in Eukaryota, Fungi, Glomeromycota, Glomeromycetes, Diversisporales, Diversisporaceae. The record is from the annotation of a GenBank genome assembly.